Eimeria acervulina is the source of this 549-nucleotide messenger RNA. RefSeq lists its product as hypothetical. Bases 1 to 549 code for a protein of 182 amino acids. The record is from RefSeq and is a predicted model, not a curated record. Lineage: Eukaryota; Apicomplexa; Conoidasida; Eucoccidiorida; Eimeriidae. The transcript is spliced from 3 exons.
AUGAAUUUACCUGCAUCACUUGCAGUAAAAUCUCCGGGUCAUCAACUCGGUCGUCCUACACGCAGCAGCAGCAGCAGCAGCAGCAGUAGUAGUAGCAGCAGCAGUAGCAGCAGCAGCAGCAGCAGCAGUAGCAGCAGCAGUAGUAGCAGCAGCUGUAGCAGUAGCAGCAGAAACAGUAACACUGCUCCUUCUGCUUCUGUUGCUGCAGCAGCAGCAAUAGCAGCAGCAAUAGCAGCAGCAAUAGCAGCAGCAAUAGCAGCAGCAAUAGCAGCAACAGCAGCAGCAGCAAUAGCAGCAGCAAUAGCAGCAGCAACAGCAGCAAUAGCAGCAACAGCAGCAGCAGCAAUAGCAGCAACAGCAGCAGCAGCAGCAGCAGCAGCAGUUACUAGACUUACUUCUGUUCUGUCAGUCAAAGACCGCAAAGGCAGAGACAGGGCCUGUCUGUGGGUAAGAAGGAGGCAGAACAGCACCGCACUUCUGCAACAGCAGCAGCAGCAGCAGCAGCAGCAGCAGCAGCAACGGCAGCAGCAGCGGCACCAACAGCAAUAA